Molecule: messenger RNA, 9986 nt
Organism: Anolis sagrei ordinatus
Lineage: Eukaryota; Metazoa; Chordata; Lepidosauria; Squamata; Anolidae
Gene: DYRK2
Product: dual specificity tyrosine phosphorylation regulated kinase 2
Biological process (GO): peptidyl-threonine phosphorylation; peptidyl-serine phosphorylation
Cellular component (GO): cytoskeleton; nucleus; cytoplasm
Molecular function (GO): ATP binding; protein serine/threonine kinase activity; protein serine/threonine/tyrosine kinase activity
Source: RefSeq, a predicted model, not a curated record
CCCAGCGCGGAGGAGAGGAGCGCCAGGAGGAAGAGAAGGAGGCGGAGGAGGAGGAGGCGCAGGCGGAGCAGCAGCAGCAGCAGCCCUGAGAUGCGCUCCCCAGUCCUUCCCCACCAGCGGCCAUGUUAACCACCAGGAAACCUGCUGCCGGGGCUGGAGGAGCCGCUGCUGCUGGCAGCAGGGCAGUAGCAGGAGGAGGAGGAGGAGGAGGAGGGGAGGGCGCCCUCCAGUGCCAGCCUUCGCCAGGCCUCGGCGCCGGAGGGGCCUCCCGGGCCGGACCGGGCACCGCUGGACCGCCUUCGCCCAUCGCUUUGCCGCCGCUCAAGCCCAGCAGCGCUGCCCACACGGUUGGAGGAAAUAAGCACACAAUGAAUGAGCACCUCCACGUCACAAGCCAUGGGCAAAUCCAGGUCCAGCAGCUGUUUGAAGAAAACAGCAACAAAAGGACGGUCCUGACAACACAACCAAAUGGGCUUACAACAGUAGCAAAAUCAGGAUUGCCAAUUGGGCAAGACAGACUAUUCGACUUUGUUGCAAGGCGGCAGGCGAGUGCCAGCUCUUUAAAGUCGACUGAUGGGCCCGGGAAGCUGAAAGCCUCUCUGAUGACACCUGAGCAAGCCAUGAAGCAAUACAUGCAAAAACUAACUGCCUUUGAGCAUCAUGAGAUCUUCAGUUACCCUGAAAUAUACUUUUUGGGUCCAAAUGCAAAGAAGAGACAAGGUGUAAUUGGUGGUCCAAACAAUAAUGGAUAUGAUGAUGACCAGGGCUCUUAUAUACAAGUACCCCAUGAUCAUAUAUCAUACAGAUAUGAAGUCUUGAAGGUGAUAGGAAAAGGGAGCUUUGGGCAAGUGGUGAAGGCCUACGACCACAAGAUGCAUCAACACGUAGCCCUAAAAAUGGUAAGAAAUGAGAAGCGUUUUCACCGCCAGGCUGCCGAAGAAAUCAGGAUCCUGGAGCACCUAAAAAAGCAGGAUAAGGAUAACAACAUGAACGUGAUACAUAUGCUGGAAAAUUUCACAUUCCGCAACCAUAUCUGUAUGACCUUUGAGUUGUUGAGCAUGAACCUUUAUGAGCUUAUAAAGAAAAACAAAUUUCAGGGCUUUAGCCUGCUGCUGGUUCGCAAGUUCGCCCACUCCAUUUUGCAGUGCUUGGAUGCGUUGCACAAAAACAGAAUCAUUCACUGUGACCUUAAGCCAGAGAACAUUCUGUUGAAGCAACAGGGUAGGAGUGGGAUAAAGGUAAUUGAUUUUGGCUCUAGUUGUUACGAGCAUCAGCGGGUCUACACUUACAUUCAGUCACGUUUUUACCGUGCUCCAGAAGUCAUCCUCGGUGCUCGUUAUGGGAUGCCCAUAGAUAUGUGGAGCCUUGGUUGCAUUCUAGCUGAGCUCUUGACAGGUUAUCCUCUCCUCCCGGGAGAAGAUGAGGGAGAUCAGCUAGCUUGUAUGAUAGAACUGUUGGGCAUGCCUUCCCAGAAACUAUUAGAUUCAUCCAAAAGAGCAAAAAAUUUUGUGAGCUCAAAAGGUUAUCCCCGAUACUGUACCGUUACUACCUUGUCCGAUGGAUCUGUAGUGCUCAAUGGUGGUCGUUCCCGGCGGGGCAAACUGCGUGGCCCACCAGAGAGUCGGGAGUGGGGGAGUGCACUCAAAGGAUGUGAUGAUCCUCACUUCCUUGACUUCUUGAAACAGUGUUUAGAGUGGGAUCCUGCAUUGCGCAUGACACCGGGUCAGGCUUUACGGCACCCCUGGCUAAGGAGGCGCUUGCCAAAGCCUCCAGUUGGGGAGAAGACAUCAGCAAAAAGAAUAACAGAAAGCACUGGUGCUAUCACGUCAAUUUCCAAGUUACCUCCAACCUCAAACUCAGCUUCCAAACUGAGGACUAAUCUGGCACAGAUGACAGAUGCCAAUGGGAAUAUUCAGCAGAGGACAGUGUUGCCAAAACUGGUUAGCUGAGUUUGAAUAAUCCAAUGCUGAUAAAUAAACAUACAAGAGAUACUACAUCACUGAGCCUUAUUCGUAUGGAAAAGCAGCUCAGAUUUCUAUUUUUAUUUGCUUGGUAACUUUAAACAUUUGUAUUUUUUCAGUACUCACUUUAAAUGUGUAAGAAAAGUUGGGUUUGGUUUUAUAAAAAAUAACAUGGGGACAAUGCUUUAAGUUUUUACACUUUUUUUAAAGGAAUUGUUUUUUCUUAUAAAUAAUAGUCAGCCUUACUAUGGGAUUAGUGUGGCACAAUAAUAAUAGUGUCAGUGGCAGGCCACUGGUGAUGACCGAACCAUCGUAUCUAAUAGCUUGAUGGGGAAGACGCCCGAGUCCCUACCCACCCCAUAGUUCAUAUUGGCUUUUCUUUGGAGUGGCUUUGUAACACUUUCCUAGUUAUUUCUGUUUGUUUUUGUUCUGGCACUAGAACCCAGUCCUACAAACAUUUCCCUGCAUUUUAAUUUUAUUUUUAAUUUUUUUGCUUUUGAUGAUACCGAAAACAUUCAGGGGUACAAGUGAGAUUCCAUAUGACUAUAGAUGUUGCAUACAGAAUAUGGAUAAUUUCUGGAUUUAUGCAUAAUACUGUCUAUAAAUAUUUAUCAUAUAACAAUAAAAGUUGCAUCCCCCUAGAGCACUUCCAUCUCAUGCUAGUCAAUAUACAGAGCUUGGAAAAGUUGUUCCUAUGGACCUUAACUUCCAGAAUCCCUCAGAUGACAAAGGGGAUUUUAGGAGCUGUAGCCCAAAACUCUGUCCUUGCAUUUACCCCUCAUUUCACUCAGCUCUUCCAUAUAAUGUGUCCAGAGGAUGGAGUGGAAAUGUUGAGAAAAACUGAAAUAUAUGCAAUGCUUACUUACAAAAUUUAAACUUAAGGAGAUUUAAUUUGUGACUUGACAUUUAACACUAUGCUAUUUAGCACAUCUGUUAACCGGACAGAGCGAUCAUGUGCAUGUUUAUGCAUAAAUAAUGACUCACAUGCAUAUGGAAUUGCAACCUGAAAAGUAUAAAUGCCUUAGGUUCCAGGGCUAUUUACUCCUCAUACUGGGACUAAGUUCCAUUGAAGUUGACUGUAACAAACAACAGUAGAUCUGUUGUGCUGUUCAUUUUGUGAUAAGAUGGCCGUUUCACACUCUGUGCAUAGGAUUAGUGAAAAGGACUACAUGGAAUUCAAGGGUCUUUUCAUAAUACAUAAUUAUAGCAAUGUAUUCCACUUAUGCCAUCUUCCUAUGGAAUCCUCGGGUUUGCAUUUUUAAGGAGGGGUAUUAUGAAUUCUGAACCAGAGAGCUCUAGUGCUUCACCAGCCUGAAGUCCCUAGGACUCUAAAGGAUGCAGCCUUGGCGGUCAAAGUGGAAUAUAGCUCUAUAGUUGUGUACUAUGAAUUCCAAAAGUCAAAAAGGAUAGAAGUCAAGCAGUAAUUAACAAACAAGGAAUGCCUUUUGUGGUUUUCUGGCAAAAAUGGCAACACCCUCUUGGUCAGAUAAAUGACUCAAUGGCUUUUUGAUUUUUUGUACUACAUUCUCACUCACAAACUAGGAUGUCUCAAGAUGCCUUGAACUUCGUAUCACAUAAUUCCUAACCAUGGACCCAAGGUCAGGAAUUAUGAGAUAUGUAUUCCAAGGCAUCUGGAGACUUCCCAGGUUGACUGUUCCUGCUCUAAGUACAGUAAAUCAUCCUAGAUUGGAAUUUUUAAAAUGUGUUGACACUUUUCAUGUGUCCAAAUGCGUUCCAUGAGCAAAAUGUUACAAGAAGUAGGUGGUACAGUGAAGAAGGUUGUGGGGAAGGCUGACUUGACAUUGCAGCGAUCAGAGAAGCUUUUCCCCCCUCACCCACUUUCUUUUUGUAACAGUUUGCCUGGUUUGGGUUCACGGAAACUUGCACACAUGUGUGUGUACUUUUUGUUUGGCCUAAUAAAAGUAUUCUACUCCUACAGAUUUUGGUUUUUUUCUUAUGGCUAACAUCUUUGCCCUAUUAAAAAUAUGAGUGUGGCACAUAACUGUGCAUUAAACAUGGGAAGUAACAUUCUGUAAGGUAAAGUAGAGCAAUUUGUGCCCCCCCUUGGUGCUGUUGGACUACAACUCCCACAUUCCCUCGCUAUUUUCUGUGCUUGGGCAUUUUAAUCCAGCAUCAUCUGAAGGGCACAUGUUGCCCAUCGCAAAUGCUUUCUAUUGCUUUAGGUAAAAGAUGGGCAAAAUGGGUGGCCUGUAACCUCCCAACAAAAAGAACCUUGUUUUGAAAAAUGCUCUGAAAUGGCCAAAAAUUAUACUUGAGUGAAAGGUAUUUCCACCAAGUUUGGGGUCUCCCUUAGCAUCCCCUCCCAAUCAAAACAAAAUUUUGCAGAACAAAUGUUCUCUGCUUCAAAAUAUCCCAAAUUGCCUCAAUGGGCCAGACAAACAAAGCAAAAGCCUUAUAUGUCUGAGAGGGGAUGAGGGGCAGGGGCACUUGAGGGAUGCUGCCCUCCCAAGAUGGUUUGGAAGGCUAAUGUGGCCUCAUAGUCUUCCAGAGUUACCUGUGCUGUGAGUAAAAUCAUUACAUGUUUUGAGUGAAUCUUUCCUCUCAAAGGUAGUUUGCAUGAUCUAAAACAUAUUAUAUAGUAGAUUCUUCCACCCCACCCCAGUUCCCAAAAAUUCAGAUUUUGGGGAAGAGGAACCACUUCAUCUGCUUUCCCUCCUAUGGGCCUUGAUUCUAUGGCUCCAAGCAGAGACUUGCUACCACUAUACUAUCAGCUUUCUAUGCUGUGUAGUGAUAAUGGCGGUCCAUCAGUCUUAAGUACCUGGCUGCUAAAGAGUCAGUUUGUGAUCUCUUACAGGUUUAACCACUACUCCUGAUUCUUUAUCCACCGCCACUUAGGUCCAUUGAUAUAUAGGUACAAUUUUUUAGGUAUCAGAUAUAGGUAUCAAUUUUAUGCAUACUAUUUUUUAAAAAAUUGGCUGUGAAUAGCUGUUUGCAUAUAAGUCAUUCAGUCUUAUUAGGUGUCAACUCUUGCGUUGACAUCUAGAUGCAAAUUCAUAGUAUCUAAUAUAACUCAAUGCACAAACUGAGUUGAUUCCUCUCCAGAACUGACACCUGAAUCAUUUAAUUGCAUGGACUUGCCAAGACUGGGCUUGAAGCUUAGUGUUUUACUUUAUGAUGUCAACACACAACACUGGAAUUCCAAAUCUUGACACAGAAUUAAGACUGAUGUAGCCCAAUAUGGUGUUCUCUAUGUGUGUGCAUAGAUUUCCAAAAUUCAGUAAACCUUUCAGUAAUUUUCCAAAACAUAUGCAGAAAUAAUUUCAGUAAAUACUACAAUGGUCUUUAAGAAAAAUGCUAUAAACAUUGCUAAAUAUGAACAAAAUAUUAUUCAGAAAUGAUCUAGCAUCUUUACUUGGAUAAUAGAUUGUGUGUGAUUUUUUUUAAAGUGGAAAGAUGAAUGAAAGUGAGGUGGACGAAUGAUUCUUUAAAAUGGUGAUUGCUAAAGUCAAAAUUGUGUUGCAAAAUUGUGGCUUUCAUGGCCGGAAUCACUGGUUGCUGUGAGUUUUCCAGGCUGUAUGGCCAUGUUCCAGGAACAUUCCUCACAACCUCUGAGGAUGCUUGCCAUAGAUGUGAGCGAAACGUCAGAAGAGAACACUUCAGGAACAUGGCCAAACAGCCCAGAAAACUCACAGCAACCCAGUGUCAAAUUUGUUUGAAGCAAAAUAUUUAAUGCCUGGAUCAUACAUUGCAAACUUAUGAAAUGCAUUUUGGGUCUUUUUAUUUUCUUUUGCAUCCUGUGUCUACAUGAAAGAGAGAUCUUUACAUUGUCUGUUCAGGAGAUUUGUCUGAUCUGAACCUGGAUCAUCCAGACUUCUACAUAUAUUUUUGCUGGGUACAGCUUCUAAAUCGAGUCCAACUUACCCAAGAGCAUCAUUAUCUUCAUUCAUCUCAAAGGAUAAUCAUGCUGUUGAAUUUGACCUAGCUGAUGUGUCAUAGCUUCAUCAACAUACUGUAUUUUCAACCUUUUGAGAUGAAUAUUGUGUAGCUCUUUCUGUCAACUAGCUGGGUUUUUAAAGGGGGAAAAUCAUUAGAAAGCAAUACACUAAAUAAAAGAGCAGUUCUUCUCCAUUGACCAUUGUUGCAGGGUACAUGUUUAAGCACCCCUGUAAAAAUAACUGGAAAGCCUGGGCCAAGUUGGGUUUCACAAACCAGGAUGGAGUGUUUAAAUAAGUGUUCACAUUGCUUCAACAUUUUGUGUAUUUAUUGCCAGUGCAAGUGCUAGUAAUCAGCAGAGCUACAUCUAUUCAUCUAUGUCCUUCUUUAUGAGGAAUAUGCCAGAUUGAAGACUUUGUCCAAAUGUCGACUGGUACUCAUUGUAGGAUAUCCUUCACAGUUCUAGUAUUCUUGAGAAGCUUUUAUAUGCAGAAAAUUGAAUGAAAAUCGCAGUAUCUUGUUAAUUCUGUACCCUGAUGGUUAUUUGAAAUUAUAGGAGAGAGCAGACAUUUCUGCAGUUUAUUGUGUUUACAUUAUUGUGUUUACAUUCUGAUCAUUGAAACAGACACUCUCUUUUCCUGACUGGAAAACAGACUGUUUUUUUUUUUUAGAUAGGAUCCCUUGAUCAGUUCACUUAUUUCUUUUGUACUAGAACGAGAAAGUCUUGAUUCAGUAGAUAGCACUGGCAGAUAAAGGCAGUUUAAUGUGUUGUCAAAGGCUUUCAUGGCCAGAAUCACUGGGUUGCUAUGAGUUUUCCAGGCUGUAUGGCCAUGUUCCAGAAGCAUUUUCUCCUGAUGUUUCACCCACAUCUAUGGCAGGCAUCCUCAGAGAUUGUGAGGAUGCCUGCCAUAGAUGUGGGUGAAAUAUACGGAGAGAAUGCUUCUGGAACAUGGCCAUACAGCCUGGAAAACUCACAGCAACCCAAAUGUAGUUUAGUCUGAUACACUUGCUACUGUCUUUACAUGGAAAAGAAUAGUCAAAACAUUUUAAAGAGUAGCAAGUUAAUUCAGUUCUGCAGCAUUGCUUUCCAAAGCAAACCAAUGUUAAAAUCAAUGUCAUAUAUAUAUAUUGAUUAUGGCUAUCAUUUUUAAGGAGACUGUGGCAUUAAUGGAAGGGUUUGUGGAUGCUAGAACAAGGAGCAAUUUGGUUUGGUAGCAGAAAGUUUCAGGAGCCAUGUUCAUAGCCGUUGAUAUGCACAAAUCAAAUUAUAAGAAUUGUCUUUUUACUACUUAAAGCAUAGUCCCCAGAAAGGCCAAUAAAGUUUCCGGUCAAUCUCUUUUUAAUGAAAUUUACAUGUUUUUGUUACCGUUCAGUGUUGGAAAUGGGCAUAAAUAACAAAUGAGGAAUUCUCAGGAAACACUACUUGCCAAAAACAAAAACCAGCAAAACAAAACAAAACAAAAAAGCUGAAGAGUCCCUUCUUGACAAAUAAUUUAUGGAGAUGCAUAACUUUACCGUGUCCCUUUUUUGCAUAUGUAACUCUUUGUCUCCAAACAAUGCUGAAUUAUUUAUAUUAAAUGUACACCAUUCUGUAGUGUGUGGCUAUGCAAUAUGUAUGUGUAUUAGUAAUAGUGGCUUUGGGAUCUAAGGAUCCAUAGCUUAUCAGGAUGAUUCGUUGUUUACUUUGGCUCUGGUCCCAGUACUCACAUGGAGUUCAUGUACUCUUAUGUGUAACCUUCCAUAUUGCUUCAAAUGGCAAGGCAGUCCUCUAAGGUUCUGUAUAGAGAACUACAACCUGUGUUGAAAUCAAUUAGGAAAUCUUCACAUUUGUGAAAAUCAGAUAUACACAGAAAUGCACCUGUAUCUAUGGGUGUCCUGGUUGGCUCCAUGAUUUUCUUUUCAGCCCCCCAAGAAAGCCCAUUAAUUGUAUUUAAAUGAAUAAAUGUGUCCAUUUUAUUGUUCAAUACAAGUUCAAAGAUGUUAACAUACAUCCACACGGAUAAUUCACAACAAUCAUGUAUCUUGCAUGAACUAAAAUCCUCUUCAGACAACCAGGUUUUAAAUGCCAGUCGUGCAUUUAUGAUCAUAUUCAUAAUGCUACCGGAAACUUUUAGGCCAAAAUUCAGUGUGAACUAUUUUCUUUAACUUCCCGAAUAAUGAAACCUGUAUGCUUUCACGUGAAAAGAGACUGCCACCUAGGAGUGUUCAGUCCCUUGGUUGUUUAUUGUCGUAUCUUUAUAGAUUGGGGAAAGGAAGGAGAAAGUAGGAAAGGAAAAAGAAACUUUCUAAAGGAUCUUGCUUUGACAUGAUUUUGUUUCUAAGGGAUCUAAUUAGUCAGGCUAAUUGAUGUUGGCUUGGAAACUUUGCUUAGUCUCACAUGUUACCGUUAUCAGGGGACAUCUGAGCUUCUUUGCAGGAGUAGUAACAGCACAGUAUUAUCUUGCUUUUGGUUGCAGUCUCAUUUUUGCCCACUUUUGCACCCACUGGAGUGUUGGAUGAUUUGCUGCGUCGGUAUAGUGGUACAGCUAGGGGACAACAGCGUGCAAGACGCAUGGAAGAACUGUGGAGAAUACAAUUGUGCCCUUGAUGUUAACAAUGUGCCUUCUGUUACAAACAACACCACGUCGUGGAGCAUGCAACAUUGUCUCUUUAACCUUUUGAAUGCUGUGCUAUGUAGUCAGAUUAGAACUAGUUUUUAUAGAAAUACUCGAUUCGUCCUUAAUAUAUUGUCUUGUGCAUAAGACACCUAGAGACUCUCCUUGUUUUUCCUGUGGUGAAAUUAAUGAUAGCUCUGCAAGACUCUUUGACUUGCGUUCUUGGCUGACUCUCAUUUGUUUCAUUUGGGCAGCAGCAGGGGAUGUUUCUGGUUGAUUUUGCCCUGCAUUUCCAAGGCCUUAAUAUAGAUCAUAAGGCAAUUGUACUACUUAGCAGAGACAAAAUACUCUUGUGGUAGGACUUUUUGUGCGGCUUUAAAGGUUAAAGUUGGCACUUUGUAGUAAUUAGUUAGCUGUAACCUUAAUAUCCGACAGGUUUUUUAGGAACUACUUUUCUUUUUGUUACAACAGCACUCAACAGAAUCAAUGGCAUUUGUUUAAAAAGGAAGUAAAAUUACCUCAGACUCAUUAUUUUAUAAUAAGAUUUCAUCCCAGGGCAUUUGGUAUGAACCAAAGUGCAUUCCUUUUUCUACGUGUCCGGCUCCAAUAACAUGUGACCAGGGAUUUUUACACACUUGGGUGCAAGGCAUUUAAUGCUGCUGUUACCUUAGUGGGUGGUUUGGGGGUCAUGAAAGACCCCCAAAGUGUCUUUAUUUUCUUUCUUGUUUUUAAAAUAGUAGUUCAUGGCUUCUGCAAGGCAGCCUCCGUUGAUUAGAAUGGGGCUUGUGCAAAACCUUGUGCAGUUGCCGUUGAAGUGAACGGAAUCACAACAGAGCUUCAGGAACUGUGUAGCAAUGGGCUGUAUUGGACUCUUUAGACACGCGUCGGAGUUUUUUGAUUCUGUCUAUUUUCCAUCCGAAACAUCCCCUCCUAAUCAAAAGUAGAUGGUGAAUAUUCUAAAUUCAUUUCUCAAAAUGUAAAAGAAAAGGUUUCUGUGUCAGUAAAGAUUUUAGUACUGCCCAUUUGAAAUAGUGGUAAUAUUGAAAUUUUAAAAAAUCAUUUGUGGAUUAUGUUGUUUCUAGGAGCGUGUACAUCUCUUCUGAAAAACACAAAGUAAUAUUAAAGGAAGUCAUUGUAUUUACUUGGCUCCGCUCAACUGCUACAAUUAUGUCUAAGGUGUAUAUUGGGUUUUCUUUUCUUUCUUUCUUUUUUUUAAAAUAAUAAUAAAACCGAGCAACAACUUAGACACGUGACUGUAAUAUGCUGCAACUGUGUGUACUGAAAAACAUGUGAAAAAAAGAUUGAAUGUGGAUUGUGUAUAUAUGUAUGUAAAAUUUUAUGUGAAACGCUGCUGUUGUCACAGCCCCACUUCACAUUAAAUAUAUUGUAGGGGGUUUUAAUCCUUGUGGCCAGUUUUAUGAUACUAAACGUAUUGUAUAGCUGAUGGCAGGAGUUAAGACAAUUUUAGUGAAUAUUUGUUACAUUUAUUGUUGUGGCCAGAGAUCAUUUCAGAAUAAAAUUUUAUGUCCUAUAUAAA